AUGUCCGUACCUCCAGAAGCAGCUAACGACGCAUUGAAAGUCACACUGGCCGUCGUGCAAUCGCUCAUGAAGCGAUGCAUCAAGGUGAAGGAGGGCGAUCCCGAGGCCUUGAAGCUAUCGGAUGAGAUAGCCAGGCGCGUGGCAAGAGACUUGAAACUUUACGCGGGAACAGCAACAUCAUUCUCUCCUCUGCUACUCUCCUGUGCCGCCAUUAUCUGGCAGUACUCAAGGGGCGGCGCCUUUCAGAGUGUCCCAGACUGGACCUCUGUUACUGACGAUGACCCACGAAUCAAGGACCACCCGCGAUUCCAGAAGACCGUCCACUAUCACCCACCCUCUGCGCUUGAUGUCCCCGUCAUUGCAACAUCAAGCAUUCCCACAACCAUUCCCGCAACCACUUCAGCUCUCAUUGUCCCGCCAUUCCCACCCUCAGCUCUCCCUUCCCUGCCAUCCCGCACAGACCUGGAUCUCGUCGCCAAGCCGGUGGCGGAACCGAGACGAUCAUCGCGCAUACGAGCACGCAAGAAUCCAUCCCGCACGGACCUGGAUAUGGUCGCCAGGCCGGUAGCGGAACGAAAACGAUCUUCCCGCCCACGAGUGCUCAAGAACCUGCCACCUCUCAGUCGUCCGGCACAUCCACCCUUGAGAUACCGCCACCUGUACGUGGCCGAAGCUGAGAGGGAACAAUGGAAGGCACUUUUCGAGGCCGGCGAUAGCAAGAAGAGAAAGGCAGAUGAUGAAGAUACCGAUGGGGCCGAUGUAAUUGAAGCCAAGUUGGCUUCCACGUCCCAAGAGCCGAUGAAGAAGAAGAGGAAGUUGAACCAGAAUGUCGACAAUAGGCCAACAGGAAUCAUCAAUGUGAAGCCAAAGACAUUACUGACCGUCACCACUGACAAGGUUGUUCCGCCAGGCGAUGAAAAGGCUUUCUGGGACGCAGACACUCGGCCUGCAGAAUGGGGCUCAGAUGCUCACAUCGCCACUCCGUGCCAGCAUUCCGUUCAUUACCAUCCUCGGCAGUGCGACAAGUGCACAAAAUUGGACAUACCCUGCAUUGUCCUUCCGGACAAAAAGUUCGGCUACAUUCGACUCGCAUGCGCAAAUUGCGACCAGAUGAAGAUUACGUGUGCGAUCGACGGCGUCGGUGUCAGGCAGAGAAUGCAAGCGAAGGCCGCCACGGCUAUAGUUGAAGAGGAGAAGCAACAGCCUGGUCCGCCGGCUGGUGUGCCCAUGUGCAAACUCCCAACCGUUGGUACAAGCCCUCGGCCGGAACAGGAUGAUCAGCCCGCGCCAGCCAACAUCGCCGAUCCCGAGCCAACUGCAAGGGACAUCCUACAGGGAAUCCGGGACCUCAGCAAGAGACUGGAUCUCUUUGCCACCAAUGACCGUGUGGAUGCCUUGGAGAUAAGAGUGCGUUCGGUGGAAAAUAUCCUCCACCAGUGGUUGAACGCACUGGAGCAACGCCUCAAUGCCUCCGAUGCCCGGUAG
This is a messenger RNA of Suillus plorans, 1485 nucleotides long. RefSeq lists its product as uncharacterized. Lineage: Eukaryota; Fungi; Basidiomycota; Agaricomycetes; Boletales; Suillaceae. The transcript has 6 exons. The record is from RefSeq and is a predicted model, not a curated record. Bases 1 to 1485 code for a protein of 494 amino acids.